Daktulosphaira vitifoliae (grape phylloxera) is the source of this 861-nucleotide messenger RNA. RefSeq lists its product as uncharacterized. The transcript has a single exon. Lineage: Eukaryota; Metazoa; Arthropoda; Insecta; Hemiptera; Phylloxeridae. The coding region runs from base 1 to 861 and encodes 286 amino acids. The record is from RefSeq and is a predicted model, not a curated record.
AUGAGGGCAAUUUUUUACUAUUUGUGCGCUUUCGGUUUAUGCGCCCACGCAUUUGGUGUGGAACAAGAGCAGAAAAAUAGCAAAGACACUACGACCGCUGAAGACAAGAAGCAAAACAAAAGAGGAAUAUUUGACUUGGGAUAUGGUUCGGACUCGCAGUUUGGUUACGAGCACGAGGUCGGCGCAGAAGAUUUUGGGCACCAUGGCCACGGUAAGGUUUUAUCCAAGACAAUAAUCAAAGAAAUCGCACAGCCUUAUCCUGUAGAAGUAGAAAAACAUGUACCGUAUCCAGUCAAAGUUCCAGUGCCUGUAGAUAAACCAUAUCCCGUACAUGUUCCCAAACCAUAUCCAGUCCACGUAGAAAAGCCCGUUCCUUAUGAAGUCAAAGUUAAGGUGCCUCAACCGUACACCGUUUAUAAACACGUGCCGUAUCCAGUCAAAGUGCCCGUCGACAAACCCUAUCCCGUCCACGUACCGCAACCCUAUACCGUCUAUGUCGAAAAACGUGUCCCGUACGAGGUCAAAAAACACGUCCCAUAUCCAGUCAAAGUUCCAGUAGACAAACCCUAUACCGUUCACGUGCCCGUAGAAAAGCACGUGCCUUAUCCAGUAGAAAAACCUGUACCUUAUCCAGUCAAAGUUCCAGUCGACCGUCCAUAUCCAGUCACUGUGGAGAAACACGUGCCCUAUCCAGUAGAAAAGCCGGUACCAUAUCCAGUAGAAAAGCCUGUGCCUUAUCCAGUAAAAGUUCCCGUGAAAGUUCCAGUUCCAGUACCAUAUGAAGAACACCAUGAUCAUCAUGAUGAACACGAAGAAGAUUCGCAAUCAAAAUACGAACAAGAAGAACAUAGUAGUUAUUAA